AUGUCAUUGGAGGAUAUGUGCUUCAAAAAGGUCUUCGAUUCCGCCUUGAAAUCGGCGAUUCGGUUCAACCACUCUUUGGACGAAGUCCUUGACCACGCUGAUGUGAAGGACAAGUGGGCGAAGUGCCAGGAGACAGCAGAAGAGGAUGCAAAAGCCACGGCCGUUGCACCCUUAGCAGGGGACCAGCAGCAGCAGGUGGUGUCAUUGGUCCAGGGUCCAGGGGCCUUGCAACACUCUUUGGCCAACAAGGUUGUCACUAGCCCGGUGAGCCUCUCAGAAUCUGAUGAGGCGCUGGUGGACGAGGUGGAGAAGCAAUGCAUGACAAAAACUCAGGCACUACUGUCCACCAUCAACUUCGCAAAGCCGCCUGGAAGGGGCGAAACAUCUGAGACCCUGCACUCGUCUACUUCUUUGGCGACCGCUUUGCGGAGCAUCCCGGUGAUUGGUGCACAGGGAUCAGCGGACUCGUCCGUUUUGAUUAUGUAUGAUAUCGAGGCAUCGGGAGAACAGGCGCAGUGCCCUCGCCGGAGCAACACUCCGAUGAGGAAGGGACACUUGGAGACGGCCGUGGCAGCGACUCUCAUUGCCCGUUCGGAUUGCACUGAUGUCAAUUCGGCAGCUCAAAUGAUUACUGACGGUGAAGCAGCCAGCUUGAUGCCUGACCAAUCAGAUGUGAUGCUUUUGCUGGGGGAGAACGCCCGUGUCAAAGACAUCCGUUCCCGUGGCAGAGCUGGUGACACUGACGCCCGUUCUGGGCCCGAGCCCAUCAACUUUCGAGCAAUGGACCAGUCAGUGAUUGAAGAACUCCUGCACAGAUUUCGUCCAAGAAUUGUCAUCAAUUUGACAGCGAGUUGCCCUACGGCUGUUCUUCCCUUUCUCCUGAAGGGUUUGCCAGUUGUGGCAAUUGGUUCCGUGGUUCAGUCAGUUUUAGGCCACACGCCUGAGCAUUGCAAGUGGUUCAAGGAGCAGGCAGCCAAGAUGCUCUUCGAAACGUUCCUUCGGGUUGGCUCAACAAACUACGACGGCCGUUUGGCCAAGGCUUUGAAGAUUGAGGAUGCGCCCGGGCCAAACGGAAACCAGCCAGUGCCAGCCACUGGCCGGGGGGAGUCUGGAAGAGGCCGUGGCCGUGGUCGAGGCGGGGUGAAGCGCCAAAGGAAGCCAAGGGCCAAGGCUGGCAGCGACAAGAAGAAGCAGAAGAAGGACCAGGAAGAUGACGACAAGGCCGACGCGGACGAGGCUUCGGAGGUCAGCGGCGAAGCAGGAGGCUCUGCCGAGGCCGGGUCUGCCGAGGCCGGGUCUAAGUGCAAAAAUUAA
Molecule: messenger RNA, 1314 nt
Organism: Cladocopium goreaui
Lineage: Eukaryota; Dinophyceae; Suessiales; Symbiodiniaceae
Source: the annotation of a GenBank genome assembly